Molecule: messenger RNA, 2047 nt
Organism: Lineus longissimus
Lineage: Eukaryota; Metazoa; Nemertea; Pilidiophora; Heteronemertea; Lineidae
Exons: 4
Coding region: 97-894 (265 amino acids)
Source: RefSeq, a predicted model, not a curated record
ACGCGGAUCAUUUGAUCAAGGGAUUCUUUGCCAAGCCAGGAGUCACGAACCACAGGAUCUUUUUCUUUCCAUUUUCACAUGAUCUGUUAGUGCGAAAUGUUCCUCGGGAGUAAGAUGACCGUUAGGGAGCUGUCUGUUGUUGUCGCCAGUUUGAUGAUUCUAAACUGGGGAAGAGUUGAUGGCACUGACCCUGGCCUUGCGUUCAUAUCCUCUGUGCCAAUGUCAACAGCUACCACAACUGUCAUCGAUGCCGGACAGACAGUGACGUUCACCUGUCUGAAGUCACUUGCCACCGUCACCCCCACUAAUUGGAUAUUCAUCAAAGGCGCCUCCACUGAAGUGCAAGCUGAUUCAACCUCGUCCACCUUUGUGAUUACAAGUGCAGCAACCACUGAUGAUGGAGCCUACUCAUGCAAGGCCAAGCAUGCCACGGAUAUCUCCACUGCCAUUUCAAUAUCGCCCAUAACUCUCACAGUCACCGCUCUAUCUGCACCAACCUUGACCACUCACCCAACAACGACCUCCGACACUGUCAAACAGACUGAGGGCCAAAUAAUCACCUUCGUGUGUAAACAUGCCACAGGGAAUAAGGCGCCAGCAGAAUACAAGUUCUUCAUGGGAAGUGCUGCGGACUCCAUGACCGAGAUCACGACCGGACACAGUAACGGCAUCUAUGCUCUGAAAGUGAUGAAAGCGGAUCAUGACGAGAAGAAGAUCAAGUGUCAACAAUACAACGCCAACACUGCUACUGGCAAGAAGGACUCGGCGGUCCUCACACUGUCAGUGAGCGCAGCUUCAACCUGCAAACAGAGUAACGGAAACGCCCCGACCAUCAGUCUUUGUCUUCUUCUGGCCAUGGCAGUGGCGCCACUGUUCUCGUCCAGCCGAGACUAGGAACCAGAAACUGGAUUCGGAAUCCUAACCGUCCCUUUUGAUAGCACUGUUUUUUCUCUCUCAUAUGUAUUUUGAACUUUCUGUCAUACAGUAAUUUACUGACAGCAGCUUCUCCAACGACUGUUGCUGCAUAAAGCAGCUAUCGUAUUCUCAUAUCAUUCAUUUAUGACACUGGAACAUCACAUGUGAUGCCGACAUUAUACUUUAAACUUCAUCCAUUAAAGACCUAAACAUGCUCUUUUGCAUCUCGAACCAUUUCUGAAUUGAAGAAAUGCUCCCAUCGAUUGCCGGUGAGUCUGAGUUGUUGGAUUAACUGUCAUGACUGUAUACUGCAGUGACACCUUUUAAGAAGUGGAGGUAUUUUCAUGCUGUCCGUGUAUAAUGUUGAGAAAGGGAUGAACUCCACGGAUCGAGCUUUCGAAGGAAAAACACAUCUUGAGUUUGUAUGAAUUUGAAGUGUUCCCGUGGUGAUGAAAAUGCCCCCAAAUCUUAACUCACGUAGUGGCUAUGAAGCUGUAACUAGUAAGUGGUCUGUGCACUGAUAUUAAUCACCUAUGAAACUUUCAAAGGCGGUUUCCAUCCACCCUGUGGUUACAUGCCGGGGCUACUUGGACAGAGGAGCACCUUGAGGCUGAGCCAUGGACCUUUUCUCUCUUAGUACGAUCUGGCGGGAGAGGGGAAAAGGAAAAGCCUGUUCAAGGUUCCCCACUCGCCCCUCCAAGUCUAAUCUCCGUAUGUAACUUUUCAUUCUCUAAAACUUGUCGCAAAAACAUGAUUUUGACAAGGAACCAGUCACAACCAAGGCUGCACAUUCAAAAUGCUUCAAGUGAUGUGAUACUUUCACCACGACCGUCCUUUGUACCAACACAAUAUAUACAUGUGCUUUGCUUGUGGGGGGGGGGGGGGGUAUAAAGUCAGAGUUUUGGACCAAACUGUCCAGGAUUGUUUGCCAAAGUGCAAGUUAUUGAGGGUACUAUGUGACCAGCAUUUUAUGAACCGUCUUUUCAGACGGGGACGUCUUGAUGGCAACAUGUUUGGUGGCCCAGUACUCCCCGUUUGUCGCAUGUUGAAGAAGAUCUCAGAUUCGAACUGGGGUGACUCUCUCUCUCUUGGCGUGUAAUUGUUGAUGUAAGUAAAAGAUGAUAAUGCAAAA